Molecule: messenger RNA, 1311 nt
Organism: Scheffersomyces coipomensis
Lineage: Eukaryota; Fungi; Ascomycota; Pichiomycetes; Serinales; Debaryomycetaceae
Product: snoRNA-binding rRNA-processing protein
Exons: 1
Coding region: 1-1311 (436 amino acids)
Biological process (GO): maturation of SSU-rRNA from tricistronic rRNA transcript (SSU-rRNA, 5.8S rRNA, LSU-rRNA)
Cellular component (GO): small-subunit processome; Pwp2p-containing subcomplex of 90S preribosome
Molecular function (GO): protein binding; snoRNA binding
Source: RefSeq, a predicted model, not a curated record
AUGUCUGAAAAGGUGAGAUACUACUUGGAACAAUCCGUUCCAGAGUUGGAAGAUCUUAAGAAGAAAAGAUUAUUUGAAAAACAAGAAAUCACCAUGAUUAUGAGAAGAAGAACUGAUUUUGAACAUCGUAUUCAAGGUAGAGGUAGUCAACCUCGAGAUUUCUUAAAAUAUAGUGAAUUUGAAUUAAAUUUAGAAAAAUUAAGAAAGAAACGUUUUGCCAGAUUAUCGAAAGUUGGAAUCAUCGAUACUGAACCAAGUAUAAGUGAUUGGGCUGGUACAAGACGUAUAUUAUUCAUAUUUGAUAGAGCAACAAGAAGAUAUCCUGGAGAUUUAGAAUUAUGGUCUCAAUAUUUAAAAUUUGCUAAAAGUAAUGGAGCUAUUAAAGUCAUUUAUAAAGUUUAUUCUCGUUUAUUACAAUUACAACCAAGAAAUGUUGAAGCAUGGUUAUCAGCUGCUAAAUAUGAAUUUGAAACUAAUGCCAAUGCUAAAGGGGCAAGAGUUUUAUUUCAAAGAGGGUUAAGAUUAAAUCCUGAAUCUUUACAAUUAUGGUUAAGUUAUGCACAAUUUGAAUUAACUUAUAUCUCGAAAUUAUUAGCCAGAAGAAAAGUUUUAGGUCUUAUAACUGAAAAACAACAACAAGAUGAACAAGAAAGUGAACAAGAAAAAUUAGCUAAAGCAUUAAGUAAAUCUGUUACUGGAACUGAAGAUGAAGAUUUUAAUAAUGAUUUAAUCGAAUUACCCACCACUAAUACUACUGAUUCUAUGAAAGAUCAAUUAAAUCAUUUACCUGAAGUUGAAAUGAAUAUGUUAGGUAAUCCAGAAACUAACCCUGCAUUGAAAGGUGAUGUUGCAUUAACUAUAUUUGAUUUAUGUAUACCAACCUUAUUAAAGUAUAUUCCAGAAUAUUCCACCUUGAUUAAGAAAGAUGAUAAAACUUUUGAAAUUGCUUAUAAAUUCUUUACUUUAUUUGAUAAUUUUGAAGAAUUAAAUCGUGAUUAUUUAAAUUAUCAUAUUUUAAAUUAUUUACAAACCAAUUAUCCCAAGGAUUUAAGAACUUUAUUAAUCGAUAUAACCUUACCAAUCAGACAUGUCACCAUUUCAAAUUCAAACUUGUCUGAAAACUUACAAUUAUCCGUUAACAAAUUUAUCGCUUAUAAAUUAAAAUUAUUAGAUUUACAAGAAAAAGAUACUUUAACCAAUAUGUUUGUGAAUCAAUUAACUAAUCAAUUCUUGAAUGAUGAUGAAGAAUCAAGAUCAGAAGCAGUAGAUGCAUUAUUAAAAGCAAUUAUUAAAAAAUGUAGAACUAUAUAG